Messenger RNA from Silurus meridionalis, 2997 nucleotides. RefSeq names its product Rho GTPase activating protein 42a (gene arhgap42a). Lineage: Eukaryota; Metazoa; Chordata; Actinopteri; Siluriformes; Siluridae. Gene Ontology annotation, cellular component: cytoplasm. The record is from RefSeq and is a predicted model, not a curated record. Gene Ontology annotation, biological process: signal transduction. Gene Ontology annotation, molecular function: protein binding; GTPase activator activity.
GUGAUGGAGUAGGAAACAACAUGCCGGAAGUGGGCUUUCAGGAUUCGGAGUUCCAAGAGUUGGAAAGGUAACUGUAAGCCGUAAGAAAAAAAAAAGAGAGAAAAAACGGAAAUUGACGAGAGAGGAAACAGGGGGGACGCGAAAGAACAGAUUAAGAGUGUCUCGUGUUUUUUUUGUUGUUGUUCCAUUUUCAUUGCAUUCGGCUGCAGUUUAAUACAAUGGGAUUACCAGCUCUGGAAUUCAGCGACUCGUUUUUGGACAGUCCCGACUUCAGAGAUCGGCUGAAAUGUCACGAAAUUGAGCUCGAUCGCACAAAUAAGUUCAUAAAGGAGCUGAUUAAGGAUGGCAACAUGCUCAUCAGCGCUCUGAAAAAUCUUUCUGCAGCUGUGCAGAAGUUUUCACAGUCUCUUCAGGAUUUUCAGUUUGAAUGCAUUGGCGACGCAGAAACCGAUGACGAAAUUAACAUCGCUCAGUCAUUAAAGGAAUUCUCCCAGCUUUUAAACACAGUUGAAGAGGAACGACGACUUAUACAGAAUGCCGAUGACGUCUUGAUCACGCCACUGGAGAAGUUUCGCAAGGAGCAGAUUGGCGCUGCCAAAGAGGGAAAGAAGAAAUUUGACAAGGAAACUGAGAAAUAUUAUACACUGCUGGAAAAACACCUGAAUUUGUCCUCAAAAAAGAAAGAGUCCUUUUUACAAGAGGCAGAUACCCAGAUCCACAAGGAGCGACAGAUGUUUUGUGAUGCUUCACUUGAAUAUGUUUUCAAAAUCCAAGAAGUGCAGGAGAAAAAGAAAUUUGAGUUUGUUGAGCCGCUCCUGGCUUUUCUCCAAGGACUGUUCACAUUUUACCACGAGGGUUAUGAGCUGGCUCAUGAAUUUGAGCCAUACAAACAGCAACUUCAGUUCAACCUACAGAAUACAAGGAAUAAUUUUGAGAGCACCAGACAGGAAGUGGAGAAUCUGAUGCGAAGGAUAAGGUCAGCAGAGCAGGACUUCAAAGCCCCUGGACAGUGGACUAUGGAGGGCUUUCUUUAUGUGCAGGAGAAGCGUCCUCUUGGAUUUACGUGGAGCCGACACUAUUGCACCUAUGACAAAGAGACCAAAAUGUUCACCAUGAGCAGCUCUGAAAUCAAAUCUGGAAGCAAACAGAACGGUCUGGUUCUGAGUCCACCUGAAAUGUUUAAACUCAGGUCAUGCAUCAGGAGAAGGACAGACUCCAUCGACAAGCGAUUUUGCUUUGAUAUUGAAGUGGUGGAAAGGCAUGGUAUCAUCACCCUGCAGGCUCUGUCUGAAUCCAAUAGACGUCUGUGGAUGGAGGCCAUGGAUGGAAAAGAGCCAAUUUACACCCUUCCAGCACUUCUGAACAAGAAAGAAGAAACAUUCCUAAAUGAGGCUGGGUUUAACUUCGUCAAGAAGUGCAUUCACCUUGUAGAGACAAGAGGCAUCCAAACAAUGGGUCUGUACAGGAUUGGAGGAGUGAACUCUAAAGUGCAGAGACUUAUGACAUCUGUGUUUGCUGCCAAAGCUCCCGCAGACAUGGACCUUGACCCGGACACUUGGGAUAAUAAGACCAUCACCAGCGGACUCAAAAAUUACCUCAGGUGUCUGGCUGAACCCCUGUUAACCUACAGACUUCACAAAGACUUCAUCAUGGCAGUCAAGUCAGAUGAUCAGAACUACAGGGUCUGUGCAGUUCACUCGCUCGUGCACAAGCUGCCGGAGAAGAACAGAGAGAUGCUGGACCUCCUGAUCAAACAUCUGCUUGUGGUUUCCACACACAGCCAGAAAAAUCUGAUGACGGUAUCUAAUCUCGGCGUGAUCUUCGGCCCUACCCUGAUGCGCUCCCAAGAGGAGACCGUGGCUGCCAUGAUGAACAUCAAAUUUCAAAACAUUGUGGUGGAGAUUCUUAUAGAGAACUAUGAGAAGAUCUUUCAUCAGUCUCCAGAUCCCAAUGUGCCUUUACCUCAGCCUCAGGCUCAAUCACGAUCCAGCUCACGCCGCAGCAAACCCAUCUGCCUACCAGGCACUCGCAAGUCCAGGGGCCUGUACUCACCUGCUCUCUGCCUGGCUGAUGCUGACAGUGACACGUUCAGCAGCAGUCCUAGCAGCACGCCCAUGGGCAGCCUGGAGUCUUUGUCUUCUCAUUCAUCAGAGCAGAAUGGCUGCUCCAAAGCGACCUCUCCCUCACGCGCCAAACACAAGAUUUCAGGCAGCUUGUGCUGGACCACCCCGUCCCCAUCCUCUGAUGGCCCUAAAAGCCCAGGUGGCACAACCAGUCCUGUCAGCUCUAAAGAGGAUGCAGCUAAGACAGAUGGCGAGUGGGAGGAGGCUUUGAGUGUUCUUCCACAAGAGCGAGUUUCCCCAACUCCAGAGUUGCCUAACAAAGCUGAGGAGGAGAACGCCGAGGUGCAAAGGUCAGGGCGCGGAUCCAGCAUGUCCUCCUGCUCCUCCCUCACUUCCCUUCACAUCUCUGAAGGUUUCCGGAGCUGCCAUGGUUCAGUUCAGAGUUUGGUUUCUCGCAGUAACAGAGACAGCCUGAAGUCACUGCCUUUACCAGACCUCCCUGUUAAAGGCAAAUGCAGCCUGGACUCAUCAGGGAGCAACGGAUACCAGAGGCCUGGCUCUGUGGUGGCCUCCAGAGCAGCGUUCUUUGAAAGCCCUGUGUUCUCCCAGCCGGCCGCUGCUGGAAGGGAGGCCAAAGCCAUAUAUUCCUGCCAAGCGGAGCACAGCCAUGAACUCAGCUUUCCUAAGGGAGCUCAUUUUAACAAUGUUCACCCGUCAGUGGAACCAGGCUGGCUGCAAGCUACAUAUAAUGGCAAGACUGGUUUAAUCCCAGAAAAUUACGUGGUGUUCCUUUAGCCAGCCCUGAAAGCAGACAUAGCAAGUCCAUGGUAUCCAUGGUGAUCAUUUCUCCAUAAAGGAACCGUUUUGUAUAUUCCUGACAUGCAGUAUGUGAAUAGUUUGAAUGUGUAGUUUUAAAAAUACAACAUUAACCACA